UAUCACCAACCAUGUGACGCAAUUGUGAGAAUAAAAAUGGGCACAGACCUGCACUGUGAACAAGAAGCAAAGCUUCAUUCCACAGCGAAGCGGCUUGUUUCUGCGCUGGAACAACACAGCACCAGCUCAAGGAGCCCCACACGGAACCCGCACACCUCUAGGCCGACAACCGAAUUCGGGAUCUUCAGACCAAAGAUGCUACACUGGGCCAUUUUCGUGAUGUCCUUGUUAUUGGAGCCCUACCUAUGUGAUUCUAAAUGUGAAGGAGACAAGAUCCAAUAUGUCGCCCGGAGCUGCAAAGAGCUCAAAGAAAAAUAUAAAGUUCAUGACGAUGGGCUGUAUUACCUCAAUACCACAAAUGGCAUUCGGUACGAGGCAUUCUGUGACAUGACCACGGCGGGUGGGGGCUGGACACUGGUGGCCAGCGUCCAUGAGAAUAACCUGUAUGGGAAGUGCACUCUGGGGGAUCGCUGGUCCAGCCAGCAGGGCGACGACCCCAAUCGGCCGGAGGGGGACGGAACCUGGAGCAACAAGGUUACCUUUGGGUCUCCUGAGGCUGCCACCUCUGAUGACUACAAGAACCCCGGGUAUUAUGACAUCACAGCGGAAGACGUGUCCGUGUGGCAUGUUCGGAACAAUGCAGAAAUGGAGAAAUGGAUCGCCAAGUCCAUCUUGCGCUACCACACAGCGACCAGAUUCCUGACUUUACAGGGAGGAAACCUCUACCAGCUGUUCAAGCGCUACCCUGUGAGAUUCAAUUUGGGCACAUGCAACACUGACAAAGGCCCAACUGUUCCUAUAGUGUAUGAUUUUGGGAAUGCAGAAACUACUGCAAAUCUGUAUGGGCCACUCCCAAGGGAGGAGUUUACUGCAGGUUUUAUCACUUUCCGAGUCUUCAACAUUGAGAGGGCAGCUAUGGCCAUCUGCUCUGGAGUCAGUCCCAGGGGAUGCAACACAGAACAUUACUGUGUGGGUGGAGGGGGCCAUUUCCCUCAAGCUGCACCACGUCAGUGUGGGGAUUUUCCUGCGUUUGACUGGGACGGCUAUGGAACCCACGAAAGAUGGAGUGCCUCCCGGGAUAUCACUGAGUCUGCCAUGCUGCUGUUUUACCGCUGAAGAGACACCAUUUCUCCCCAUCACUCUUCAUCGUUAUUAUUACAUUGCAGAAAAUCUCUUUCUACUAUCUUUGCUUAAUUACAGGUCAAAAGGGGUUCUCUAUGUUAUUUAGGCUUUUACAGAGAAAGGAGGAUACUACUUCACGUUUUAACUGUUUUAGCAGGUUUAAGUGAUGUGUAAUCCACUUUGUUCUGUUUUUCAUAUUUCAGAAUAUAAAAUUGGUGUUGGGCAGUACAAUUGUAAAAACUGAAUAAAUAUAUGAAAUUAUGCAGCA
Anguilla rostrata (American eel) is the source of this 1390-nucleotide messenger RNA. Its product is annotated as intelectin-like. Gene Ontology annotation, molecular function: oligosaccharide binding. The record is from RefSeq and is a predicted model, not a curated record. Bases 37 to 1116 code for a protein of 359 amino acids. Lineage: Eukaryota; Metazoa; Chordata; Actinopteri; Anguilliformes; Anguillidae. The transcript has 8 exons.